AUGACGCGUGCGGUGUCGGGGCAUUGCGGGCCCUUAGGGCUCGAGGGCAUGCUCUGGUUCACCUGGUACAACGACAGCUGGGCAUCCACGUUGCAGGUGCUGGAUCUGAAGGUCUCGCUCCAUGAGGAGCCAGACGAGGUGGUGAGGCAUCCCUCCUCCUCCUCGGUGCUGCUGAGGAAGCAUUCCGCCAGCCUCACGGGCUCCGCCUUCUGCUGCAUCCCUUGGCUGGUGGGGGACGUUGACGUUUCGGAGGACGACGAGGUGGUGCGCCACCACCACGCGCGCUCGCCGAGCCCCAUCCGCGUCCGGCGACGCAAGGUGGUGGACGAUGAGCCCGAGAUAGGCGACAGCGACAGCUGGGAGGGCGGCCUCGGCAGCGACGCCUUCGCCAAGCUCGUGCUGCAGCUGGCUGCACUGGUGCUGUUACUGGCCACAGCCCAGACAGCGCGGAGCUACCUGGGCCGCGCCGGGCUUUGGCUUUUCGGCUGAGUCUGGGCCCAUGUCUUAAAAUAGGGGGCCACCAAAAUUGGUGGUGCUUCCUGUGGUUUA
Molecule: messenger RNA, 549 nt
Organism: Effrenium voratum
Lineage: Eukaryota; Dinophyceae; Suessiales; Symbiodiniaceae
Source: the annotation of a GenBank genome assembly